AUGAAAGCCAAUUUAGCACCAAGACGAGUUCAAACUGUUGCUUAUCGACAUCGUUCGGCUAAUCCGAAGGAUGAACAUUUCGUUUCGAAAGUUUACUAUAACUCUAGACUCGAAGAAGCAAUCGCCACAUUGGAACUGAAAUCGCGCGCAGACUUUUCCUAUUGGAAUUUAGUUGACGAUGACAUGUCCACCAUCGUCACACGUGUUGUUAACGGUAAGCAAUGUACAGAACUCGAUUUCUGUGGAAACAAAUUUACGUGCAAGGGGAUAUCAAUCUUAGCUUAUCGGCUGCCGAACAAUUCCACAUUGAAAAGUCUCGACUUAUCGUAUAACUUUCUCCGAGAUUCGGGUAUUUAUUUAUUAAGCGAAGUUCUUCUACCAGAACAUUGUGUAUAUCUGAAAAAGCUUGUUCUGAACAAAAAUGGGAUUACGAAUGAUGGAGUGAAGUAUAUUACUAAUAUGCUGAAAAGCAAUCAUAUGUUAACAGAAUUGUGGUUAUCGAACAAUGAAAUUGGCAAUGAUGGUAUAAAACAAUUAGCAAGUGUUCUAAUCAAAUAUAAUCGAACGUUGAAAUUAUUAGUAUUGUCGUUUAAUGUUUUUAUUACAGACGAAAGCGCUGAUUAUCUCGUUGAAGUACUAGAACGUAAUCAAACGUUGGCCAAACUUGGAAUUAACAAUUGUAAUCUAUCUGAAAUAGGCAAAGCUAAACUUCGACAGAUUGUUAAUACCAAAACGAAAUUUAAGAUGAAAAUUUAG
Molecule: messenger RNA, 756 nt
Organism: Adineta ricciae
Lineage: Eukaryota; Metazoa; Rotifera; Eurotatoria; Adinetida; Adinetidae
Source: the annotation of a GenBank genome assembly